CAUUUGCUUUCGUAACUGUUUGUCACUUGUAAGGAAGGCAGCCAGGAGCUCUAUUGCCAACAAUAUUGAUUGUUCCCGCCCAAACUGGGGCUUAGAAGCCAUGUCCUGCUUAUUGUUUUAAUAAAGGAAAAGCAGAAAAUUAAAAUGCGAGCACUCUUUGUCGGCAUGCUGCUCGCUGUGGCCUUGAAUGGAUCGCAUGCAGUCAGCGCCCCCGCCACGCAAGCGAUAAGGGAGCCAGAAUUUGCGUGCGCAGACGUGAAUAGUGCCGGGUCGUGCGAAUGGACGGACUCAACGGCGCAAGGUGUCAAGCCCAGUUCCGACGUGCAGACGUGCACAGCUGCGGAUGCUGCAGCCGACAGUGCGGCAGCAGCCGCGGCGGCAGUGCCCGUGUCCUCUACUUCGGACAGUACACACGAGGAAGGCAUUUCACAGGCAGCUGCUUCAGCAGCUGCGUCGGCUGGCUUGGCGCCUGCGGCUGCGGCGCCUGAGGCAGCGCAAGCGCAGGCUGGUAGCGCAGAUGCGGCCGCGCCGCCUCCGCCUCCGCCUCCUCCUGCGGCACCUCCUGCGGCACCACCCACAUCACCUACACCUGCGCCCGCGAAUCCGCCGCCAGCGCCUCAGCCUGAGCCAGUCGCAGCGCCCGCCCCUGCGACUGCUUCCACCCCUGCGGAGCCGGGGGCCGCAGCCGCUGAUGCCUCCCCUGCUCCAGCUCCGGCACCAGCUUCCGACACCGCUGCAAACGCCGCCGUCGACACCGCCGCAGCCGGCAUCGGCGGCGCAACCGCCGGCAGCGACGCGGCCCUUGAGGAGCUGCGUGCACUGCUGCUGCAGGCCCGACAGGCUGUAGCAGCUCUGGAGGCGGCUGUAGCGCAGCAGGAGCGGCGGUUAGGUCUGCUGGCGGCUGGUGGCGGCGGCAUCGCCGCCGCCGCUGGCGGCGACGCCGUGGCUGCGGUGCUGCGGACCCUGGGUUCGGAGCCCGCCGCCACCUCCCUCGCCGUCCGCCAGGCGCUGGCGGCGGCGCUGCAGCAGUUGCUGCGGGAGCGCGGCGCGGCAGUAGCAGCGGCGGCAGCGGGAGCCGCCGGGGCGGCGCCAGGCGCCGCCACCAGCCUGGGGGGCGGCGGCGCCGGGGUGUGGUCGGUAAGUCAGCCACUUGUAGGUGGUGGCAGUGCCGCCGCAGACGUGGCAGACAUCCUGCCGUCGCUGGCUGGCGGCGCCGCCGCCGGUAGCGACUGGCUAUCACGCCACUUCGGAGUGCGCACGGCGCUGCAGCUGACGCCGGCGGCGCCGGCAGCACCGCCGCCGCCGCCGACGGCGGCAGAGGGCCAGCCACCACCCCCGCCGCCUCCGCUGCUGCCUGCAGCGCCGGCCGCCCUGACCUGCGCCUUCGUCCACGAGCUGCCGCACCCCAACGCCGCCUCCGCCGGCGGCGGCGCGGUGUCGUACCUGGUGGCGGGCGACGCCGCCGGCAUGCUGUACCUGCUGCGGCCCGCCGACGGCGCCGUGCUGGCGGCGGCGCCCACCGGCACCGACUCCGCCGUCACCGCCUGCUCCGCCUACUUCGUCCGCAAGCUGGAGAGCGUGGUGGUGACGGGGCACGCUAACGGCCAGACACGCAGCUUCUCCGUAGUGCUAGCGGACCUGGCCGGCUUGAAUCCGCAGCAUCCGCAGCAUCCGCAGCACCCGCAUGCGCAGCACAAGCCGGGUCAGGGGCAUGCGCACGGCGGUGCGGCGGGCGGCGGCGCGGCCGCCGCCGCGGCGGCAGCGGCUGCAUCGGGCGGCGCGCACCCCAGCCAUGGGCUGGGUCCGGGGAUGCGCGUGGCGGCGCUGUCGCUGAAGCACGUGGUGCCGGGCAUGCCGCCGGGUGCGCUGCCCUGGGCGGCUGUGGAGGAGCUGAUUGGGGGAGGCGGAGGGGCGGCCGCAGGAGCAGGCGGAGUAGGAGGAGCGGGAGAUGCAGGAGCGGCAGCACGGGGAGAGGCCUCCGGCGUGGGCGUGGGCGCGGGCGGAGGCACGGGCGCGGGCGGGCGCACCGGCGGCGGGGGGCUGCAUGGCGGCUUCGGCGCGGGCGGGUCGGGUGCGGACCUGGAGGCCGGGGCGUACACAGGGCCGCCGGCGCCUGUGAUGCACAUCCUGCCGUACAGGCUGGGCCACAAGGUGGGCGGGCGGCGGCACGUGAUGGUGCUGGACCGCGCCGGCAACGUGCGGCUAGAGCGCGACAAUGGCACGGCACGGUUCUGGGGGCGCACCAACAGGACGCAGCUGGCGGUGCGGUUCGUGGGCACGUACGCGGUGAUGCUGUCGGCACACCACACCACACUGCUGAACACGCUGCAGCCCAGGCAGCCGCGAGCAUUCCCGUGCCACCACCUGAACGGCUCGCGUCUGGUUGCCGCCGCCUUUGACACCACCCGCGCCUUCCGCUCCUACGGCGUCAACGCGCGCGGAGAGCUGCUCACGCUGGUCACGCCGCACGAGGGCCGCCUCACAGCCUGCAAGGUGCACCGUGCCACCCCCAUGCCCUGGCUGGACCCCACCUACUCCUCCGCCGCCGCUGGGGCCAUCCCGGGUGUGUUCCCCUCCGCCCCGCCCUCCGGCGCCGCCGCCCCGCCUCCCCCGCUGCCUGCCUCGCUACUGCCCAGCCUGGCCCUGACGCCCCUGCGCGGCUACCUGCUGCUGAGCGCGGGGCGGCGGCGGGUGCUGUUCAACGUGACGGGCGUGCCGCGGGCGGGGCAGGGCAUUCCUGCCAUUGCGGCGGUGGCGGAUGGCGACCUGGUCGCCGCGGCGCCCUCGGUGGUGGCAGCGCCGCCGCCCCCGCCGCCGGCGGCAUCCUCGGCCGAGUCCCCGGCGGCGGCGCUGCCAGCCUCUGCUACUGCCGCCUCCGGCAGUAGCAACAGCGACAGCGCCUACCUGAUCAACGGGCUACUGCCCACGCCGCCGGUGGUGGCGGUGGGCCCGGGCAGCCAAGUGCUGCUGUUGGGGCUGCAGCUGCCGCCGCUGCCACCACCCGCGGAGCCGGCGCCGGCACCGGCACCAGCACCGGCACCGGCUGCAGAGGGUGCCGCGGGUGCCGCGGGUGCCGCGGCGGAGGCUGCUGCAGCUUCAGCCGGUGCAGCUGUUGCUGCUAGGGCUGGUGCAGGGUCAGUGGGUGUGGGUGCGGGGUCGGGUUUGGCGAUGCUGGUGGUGUUGGACUCGCACCUUCCCAAACCGCCCGCCGCCAACGCGGGCGCCAAGAUGUGGGUGCAGCCGCUUUUCAUCGGCGGCAUGCUCCUGGUCGGGCUGUACCAGUUUUGGCGGGUGAGCUCGGUGCGCAGCCAGCGCCGCGGCGGCCCGGGGCCCAUGGGUGGCGGCGCCGGCGGCGCAGGGUUCGGUCGCCGCGCGCGCAGCCGCUACGGCGGCGGCGGAGCGGGAGCGGGGGCAGGAGCAAGCUAUGAUGGGGACCCCUACGACCGGGUGCCGUUACAGCCGCGGAGUGCGCUGCGGCGCGGCGGCGGACGCGACCGGCCCACGGGGCGAGUGACGUACGCGCCCGCGCCCUCCUUCGAUGACGAUGACGACUUCUAGGGUAGGUUUUACAACAUGUACCGGGAGUGCUAGGCAACUAGGACUAGGAUAAGCAAUAGGAGGCGCGCGUAGGCAUCUGAGGUGCGGUGCCUGCUUUUAGAUAAGUUGCUUGCGGCUGUGCCACCAGCUUGGCACUGGGCACGGGCGACAGGAUUAUUGGCUAGAUACAUAGGCGCGGUUGGCUACAGGGCAUGGGGAUGCGCGGGGCUGGGUACUGCGCGUGCGCGCAGUAUCUGGUAUCGUGCGUUGCGGUGUGUGUGUAACGGGUGGGGCAUGGGUGCUUGAGGGAUGCGUGGCUCGGUCGUGACUGCGAGGUUGCGACGGCGAUGGCGAUGGCAAGAGCGACCAGGAUGUCGCGUGGGGGUCGAGAGGUGAGGAUGUCGCGUGGGUGUCGGGGGCACCAUCCUGAAAGUGCGCAAGGAGCGGAAGGCCAAGGCGGAGGCGGCCAAGAAGGCCCGCAUGGAGGCCAAGACGGAGCACGCGGCGGCUGGCGAGGAGAGCGAGUGAGGAGAUGGCAGUGCGCUAGCAGUGAUGAUGGUGGGACGGUUGCUUGUCGGAGCAGCGAGCAAGUCCAAGCGAUGGAGGCAAGGGAUGGCGGCCAGCAGGUGGACAUUAACACUUUCGCACAGCACAGUAUGGGCGAUUGGAGGAAGUGCAGGUGUGGAUAGGAUGAUUCGCCAGCGUGCGGGUUUGCGUUCCAAGGCCGCGGGCUAGCGCGCUCGUGUUUGGGCCGUGGCGUGGGGACGGCCCCGCGCGUGGAACCGCGUUCCAGGGUUCAACUUGACUGGACCGAUCGACGAUGAAGCGGCAGGUUCUAAAAGCUACUUCCUAGUGUCCAAGCAUAAUGCUAGGUGAUUGAAUAAUUGUAUCGCAUGUCAAAUCAGUUUAGAAGGCCUUAGGCCGACUUGAAGGCCUCGACCAGGUUCUCCAUGGACGGCGGGUAGGUGUACUCUGCUCGCGACUUCCAACUUAAAGACACUAAACAUCCAAUCACGACACCCGUUGAAUUGCGAUGCCCAUGUGAGUUGAACUCUGCCACCAAGCCAGACUUGCUGUUACACAUCGUGCUUUUCAGUUCGAGUCAGUGACCACAAAGUGGCGGGCGUGGAGCGGGCAUACCGCGCGCGAGUGUUUGGGCGAUAAACAAACAACCA
Molecule: messenger RNA, 4712 nt
Organism: Chlamydomonas reinhardtii
Lineage: Eukaryota; Viridiplantae; Chlorophyta; Chlorophyceae; Chlamydomonadales; Chlamydomonadaceae
Exons: 8
Coding region: 166-3558 (1130 amino acids)
Source: RefSeq, a predicted model, not a curated record